AUGAAGAUACUUUAUAGGAUGCCAUCAUUGGUGCUGCGCAGCCUUGCCAGACCGCCAAGGUUGCAGAAGCAGAUGGUGGUUUGGGUACAGAUCUGCACACAAGAGAGAAGAUAUAAGAGCACAGAAGCAAGACCCAGAGCAAAAAACUGGGAAAAGGGUGUCAUCGCAGCUGGGGCACUUAUAGGAUUGGGUGGCUUCUUGAUUUAUGAGGCACAGCAGAGAAAAGUUGCUCAAGCUGAUUCUGAGGAGCACCCUGUAGUGGAUUACGCUUUCCCCACAUAUACAAGAGAAGAUGUGAAGAAACACAAAGCACUGGCUGACAGGGUGUGGGUGACCUAUGCAGGAGAAGUGUUUGACAUCACAGAUUUUGUAGAGCUACAUCCCGGAGGAGACCGAAUCCUGCUGGCAGCUGGAGGAGCUUUAGAACCUUUCUGGGCUCUUUAUGGAGUGCACAAAAGUGAACAUGUUCUGGAAAUUCUGCAGGAGUACAAAGUGGGAGUACUUGGUUCAGAUGACAAGGAAGAGGUGCAAGACUUGUCUGACCCCUACUCUCAAGAUCCAUCUCGACAUCCAGUUCUUAAGAUCAACAGUGCAAAACCAUUUAAUGCUGAACCUCCUCCAGAAUUUCUCACUGAGAAUUAUAUCACUCCAAAUGAGCUCUUUUUCAAGAGGAACCAUUUACCUGUGCCUGACAUAAAUCCCGAUGAAUACCAGUUAACUGUAGAG
This is a messenger RNA of Staurois parvus, 726 nucleotides long. The record is from the annotation of a GenBank genome assembly. Lineage: Eukaryota; Metazoa; Chordata; Amphibia; Anura; Ranidae.